This is a messenger RNA of Diabrotica balteata, 2271 nucleotides long. The record is from the annotation of a GenBank genome assembly. NCBI's taxonomy places the organism in Eukaryota, Metazoa, Arthropoda, Insecta, Coleoptera, Chrysomelidae.
AUGAGCAAUCAAGAUAUAUUGAUAUGCGGCAACUGCAGGGAACUCUUCUCCGAACUCCAGGAACUCCUCGAACACAAAAAAACUUACUGUAAAUUGCGUUUCACCUGCAAAUGCGAUUCAAAUAAAUCCAAAUCGCCAGAUGAUGCAAACACUUCAGCAUCUCUGUUAUGUGUUCAAUGUAAAGACGCUUUCCAAAACGCAUGGGAUCUUAUGGUACACGCACAAGCUGCCCAUAUGUUGAAUAUAUACGAAUUAGGAGUACCUUCACUCGGCAACUGUUCUCUCCCAUCACGUUCUCCUAGAGAUAACAAUACGCCAGAUAAGUUAGAGAAAAAACUGCAGCUUAUACCAACUACAAACAAUUCUUCCAAUUCUGAUAAACCUAUUAAAUUAGAACAAAUAGAAAGGGCAACAGAAAAAGACAAUCUUAAUGAAUUCGUUGUAAAAGGCCAACCAGAUCAAAAUUCCGAAUUAAAACCUACCGCCCAAAAAACCAUUGAGUUUCCAAAACCAAAUGACAGUAUUGUUCAAAAUGGUAACCUAGAAAAUGGUAAAAGUGAGUGUGAACGAAGAUUCGAGGAUCUUGACACCAAGUGGAAAACAGUUGGUAAGAGCCAUCGCCAAAAAAUUCAAGAAAUAAAAGAAGAGUUUAAAUCGCAGGUUUUUCGAAUAAAAGAAAAAGAAAAAGUCUCGUCCAUAAGAAAACAAAAAAUUCAGCUAAUAAGAGAUAAGUAUACUCAAAAGUUACGAAAAGAUAGAGAAAAGUAUUUUUUGCAGUUACGGAAAAUCAAAGAUGAAAGACAGAGAACUUUAAAUGAAGUAUGUAGGAAGAAGCCAGAUGGAAUCCAAGAAUAUGAAACUGCAUUGAGGAAGAAUGAAUAUUUAAGACAAUCUCCAAAACUUCCUAAAAAUCUUCAAAGGUUGGUAAAAUCAGAAUUUCUUGGCAAUGACACAGACAACUGUUUAGAUGUAUAUUACAUGCAGCAAUUUAAAGAAAAUUGUGAUUUCUGGAAAAAUAAGACUACUCUUAACCAAAUACGGAAGUCCCCCUUAUAUUUAGAAAACAAAAUAGAAUUAUCUAAGGAAAGUAUGGAAAAUGAUUUUACUUGUUUUAGUAAAAAUGUUGAACCUAGCAAAAUAUCAAACAUUGUUAACUAUAAAUCUAUUAUACCCCAUCUGGAUAUUCCUCCUAAACCUAAAAAGGUUUAUAAAAGUAAAUUAGCUACAAAAGAUCGAAAAAAAUCUAAUAAACUAGAAUUAUUUAAAACUGAACUGUCCAAUCUCACAAUCAGUUUGCGUAAUCAAAAUUCAGUUAAUCACAGCAAAGAUUUCUUACCAAUCGUAAACAAAAGUAUCGAUAAAAUGACCGAAAAUGAAACCUCUACAUCUAUAUUGAUAAAAUUUGAAGAUAAUUCUGAAAAAUCCAAAACUGAUAAAGCCUCCCACUUGUUCAAAAACGUAGAAAAAAGUGAUAAUGAAAAUAAUGCAAAGAUUAUGUUAUAUAAACCUGAAUUUAGUCCACUAUUUAGCACAAAAGGAAAAAAUAAGGAAAAAGAAAAUGCCUCUGGAAUAUCUAUAAAAAGCAGAGAGAGUAAUUAUGUAAGUAGUACGCAAAACAGUCAGUCAGUAAUAGGAAAACCAAAUAUCAACAAGGAUCAACGUUUUCUCAAAUUAGAGGAUAGAAAGACUUCAUUUUCAAAAUUAACGGACAAAACAACUGCAUGGCGUGAUAAAAUGUCUACAGAAAACUUAUUGCCAAUUAAUAAUGCUAACAUAUUUAAAGAAAGUACUGACACAAAGUUCGAAGAAAAAUCACAAAUUAAAAAAAUCCCUUUAAGAAAAAUAUUAAGGUCUAAAAAAAACGAAGUUGUGAGUAAACCCUUCCAAAGCAAAUCUGAAAAUUUUUCACCAGAUGAUCCAAUUCACUUGAACCAAGACCAAAAUGAGUUGGAAGAAGACAGUACCACAAAAUCAAAUCCUCACACAUCCGAAUUAUCAUUACCAAGACCCAACACAUUUUAUGAACCCAAAAGAACUGAAAGUGAAUUGGAAUUAACAGUGGAAAAUGAUCUUAGAUGGUUAAUACAGGAAGUGCCAGAUAAAAGGGAUCUUUACCGCAUAUUGUUCGGCAAGAAAGGCAUGAUGGUGAAAAAGAAGGAAGAGUCAAUGCUGGAAAAACAGUACACAAAGAGCCAAGGAUUGCCUUUAUUGUUAAGUAAGAACGAUCCGAAGGUACCUAAGAAAGUCAAUGUUUUUAAAGGAAAAUUGUAA